AUGAUCUAUCAUUUGUUAGAUUCUGAUAAAGCGAAUGAUCGUCAUUGUCAAGAAGAUUUCGUUGUGAAGAGAAGAUUCGAUAAGGUGUUAAUCAUUCAAACGCUGGAGACCAAAAACUGUACGCAUAGAAGGUCUGAAGUGAAGGUAAACAAAUGUUUGUCUGCUGUUUGGAUUAAAGUUUCUGAAGUAUGA
This is a messenger RNA of Priceomyces carsonii, 192 nucleotides long. RefSeq lists its product as uncharacterized. The transcript has a single exon. The coding region runs from base 1 to 192 and encodes 63 amino acids. NCBI's taxonomy places the organism in Eukaryota, Fungi, Ascomycota, Pichiomycetes, Serinales, Debaryomycetaceae. The record is from RefSeq and is a predicted model, not a curated record.